Molecule: messenger RNA, 10451 nt
Organism: Perca flavescens (yellow perch)
Lineage: Eukaryota; Metazoa; Chordata; Actinopteri; Perciformes; Percidae
Gene: lama2
Product: laminin, alpha 2
Exons: 73
Coding region: 82-9579 (3165 amino acids)
Biological process (GO): regulation of embryonic development; animal organ morphogenesis; regulation of cell adhesion
Cellular component (GO): basement membrane
Molecular function (GO): extracellular matrix structural constituent; signaling receptor binding
Source: RefSeq, a predicted model, not a curated record
ACAGAGCUGCGCGAGAAGACAACGGCGCUGCUGACUCCACAGCGCGCGCGGUACGAUAUCCAAACUUCAACAGAGGAUAAAAUGAAGCGACUCCGGCUCGUGCUUCUGACCGCGUUGCUAUGGCAAUGCUGCCAUGCCCAGCAGAGAGGACUGUUCCCGGCUGUGUUGAACCUGGCAUCCAUGGCAGAUAUAUCCGCUAAUGCUACCUGUGGUUCACUGGGUCCAGAAAUGUUCUGUAAGCUGGUGGAACAUGUACCAGGCCAGCCUAUUAGAAACGCUCAGUGUCGAAUCUGCAACCAAAAGAGUACAAAAGCAGCUGAACAACAUCCUAUAGAAUAUGCCAUAGAUGGCACCAAUCGUUGGUGGCAAAGUCCCUCUAUCAAGAAUGGAAUGGAGUACCACUAUGUGACUAUUACUCUGGACUUAAAACAGGUUUUUCAGAUCGCCUAUAUGAUCAUAAAGGCAGCCAACUCACCUCGCCCAGGUAACUGGAUCCUAGAGCGUUCAAUAGAUGGGGUGACCUUUGAUCCCUGGCAGUACUACGCCAUCACAGACACAGAGUGCCUGACGAGGUUCAACAUUAAUCCACGGACAGGACCUCCAUCCUACACCAGGGAUGAUGAAGUUAUCUGCACAUCUUUUUAUUCAAAGAUUCACCCUCUGGAGAACGGAGAGAUCCACACGUCUUUGAUCAAUGGUCGGCCCAGUGCAGAUGACCCCUCCCCGACCCUGCUGAACUUCACCUCUGCCCGCUACAUCAGGCUGGUGUUUCAGCGAAUCAGAACGCUGAACGCCGACCUCAUGACUCUGACACUCCGUGACCCGAGAGAUGUCGAUCCCAUCGUGACGAGACGAUACUAUUAUUCCAUUAAGGACAUCUCAGUCGGAGGAAUGUGUAUCUGUUACGGCCACGCCAAAGCUUGUCCACUCAACACUGUUACAAAGAAGUUUAGCUGUGAAUGUGAACACAACACAUGCGGGGAGAGCUGUGAUCGUUGUUGCCCUGGUUACCACCAGCAGCCCUGGAUGGCAGGAACCUUCCUCACUCGACAUGUCUGCGAGAAGUGUAACUGCCACGGCAAAGCAGAGGAGUGCUACUUCAAUCAGACAGUAGCAGACCUGUCACUCAGCCUAAACAUCCAAGGUCAAAACAGAGGGGGUGGAGUCUGUAUUGGUUGCCGUGACAACACAGCUGGAAUCAACUGUCAAACAUGCGUUGCAGGAUUCUACAGACCCACUGGGGUGAGCGCUGAGGAGGAGAAGCCCUGCAUCCCCUGCUCGUGUGACUCACAUGGUUCCAUCAGCCAAUCAUGUGUCCCAGAUUCAAGCCAGGCUACGCCCGUUCAGCCAGCAGGGUCAUGCCGGUGUAAGGAGGGUUUUGGGGGUCUGCAAUGUGACAGGUGCGCUGUCGGUUAUAUGGGCUACCCAUCCUGCCAGCGCUGUAACUGCAGUGUGGAAGGAAGCACCAACGAUGACCCAUGUGUAACACCCUGCGUGUGCAAGGAAAACGUGGAGGGGGAAAACUGCGACCGCUGUCAACUGGGAUUCUACAACCUCCAAGGUGACAAUCGGCGUGGCUGUGAAAAGUGCUCCUGUAUGGGUGUUUCCAGUCAGUGCUCUGCCUCCACAUGGACCUAUCACAAUGAGACCACUCUGAUAGGCUGGCACCUGCUUGGAGAAACAGGAGGAAGAGUGUGGUCCGUUCACAGACAGACACCUCCAUAUCUCAGCGUCCGACACUCAGACGUUGUGAGUGAUCUUGGCUCCGCCUACUACUGGAACGCACCUGGACUAUACCUGGGAAACAAGCUUUCAGCCUAUGGAGGGAGUGUGGUCUACACUGUGUCUUAUACUACAGACCAGCAAGAACAAAUGGCCAUUAGAGUCACCUCACAACCUGACAUAAUCAUAGAGGGAGGCGGGAUCAAGAUUAUUGACAAAAGGUUUGGCCAGCCAGUGUACCCGUCCUCGCCAAGCACCAAUCGCAUUGCUCUCCUUCCAGAAAACUUCCUGGUUUCAGAGAGCGCACGGCCGAUUAGUCGAAGGGACUUCCUGUCUGUGUUGGCCAAUGUGACCCGUGUGAUGGUGCGGGCCUCUUAUAGCACAGAACCCAGCGCUGUGUACAGAUUCCACCUAUUCUCAAUGCAGGUAGCUAACCCCUCUGCCAGAGGAGAGAGGAGAGCAUCAGCUGUAGAAAGCUGCUCUUGCCCUCCUGGAUAUGCUGGAACGUCGUGUGAGGCAUGUAUUCCUGGUUUUCGGAGGGUUAACGGGAAUCUCUAUAAUGGCGUGUGUGAAGCUUGUCAUUGCCAUGGACAUGCUACACAAUGCCACGACAUCACAGGACACUGCCUGGACUGCUCCCACCACACCACCGGCCCCUUCUGUGAUACCUGCCUACCCGGUUACUAUGGCAACGCCACCCGUGGGUCACCUGCAGACUGUCAUCCCUGCACCUGCCCGCUCAAUCUUCCUAGUAACAAUUUCAGCCCCACCUGCCACCUAGGUGAAGAAGGGGAGUUGCUGUGCGACCAGUGCCAGCCUGGGUACACAGGACCACGAUGUGACCGAUGUUCCAGUGGAUACUACGGCCAGCCCACUGUACCAGGGGGAUCCUGCCAGCCCUGUGAUUGCAACGGCAACCUUGACCUAUCCAUAUCUGGCAGCUGUGAUCCAAUCACAGGCCAGUGUCUGCGCUGUCGUCAAGGUUAUGGCGGCGUUUCUUGCGAAAGUUGCGCUGACGGUUACUACGGAGAUGCCAUCACAGCAAAAAACUGCCAAUCCUGCCAGUGCCAUACUAAUGGCUCUGUAUCUGAGGUCUGCGAUAAGGAGACUGGACGGUGCCAGUGCAGAAAAAAUGUGGCUGGACGACAGUGUGACGAGUGCAUCCCUCAGACUCACGGCAUUAGCACAGGUGGAGUGUGUGCCCCGUGUCACUGUAACUCGUUUGGUUCCAAGUCGUUUGACUGUGAUGAAACCGGUCAGUGUCGGUGUCAGCCGGGCGUCACCGGACCAAAAUGUGAUCGAUGCUCACGAGGAUUCUUCAACUUCCAGGAGGGAGGCUGCACACCCUGUCAGUGCAGUCAUGUGGGGAAUAACUGCGAUGCUAACACAGGACAGUGUAUCUGUCCUCCAAACACCAUCGGUGAGAGGUGCGACCUCUGUGCUCCCAACCACUGGGGCCAUGAUAUCAUAACUGGAUGCAAGGCGUGUGGCUGCAGUGUGAUCGGCUCAGUGAGCCAGCAGUGUAACGUCAACACAGGCUGCUGCAUCUGUCGCGACUCCUUCAGAGGAGAGAAAUGCAAUGAAUGUCAAAUUGGAUACAGAGACUUUCCUCAGUGCACCCAGUGCAAGUGUAACGUCGCAGGAUCGGACAGCCAGACCUGCGACCUGGAGAGAGAAGUGUGCGCCUGCGCCGAUCGAACGGGAAAGUGUAGCUGCAAGGCAAAUGUGAAAGGGGACAACUGUGAUCGCUGUAAGCCAGACACGUUUGGGUUGUCGUUACGAAACCCACUUGGCUGCAGCAACUGUUACUGUUACGGACUGACACGCUCCUGCACAGAGGCACAAGGGCUCAUCAGGAUGUGGUUAACGCUCAAGCCUGAGCAGACGGUGCUCCCCCUGGUGGAUAAAUCCAACACUGCAGAGACGAGGAGAGGAGUGAGCUUCCAGCACCCUGAGAUCCUCGCUCAUUCAGAGCUGGUCACCUCAACUCUCUCUGAACCCUACUAUUGGAAACUGCCGGAGCAGUUCAGAGGCUCUAUGAUCACAGCAUAUGGUGGGCAGUUGAAAUAUGCAGUGUACUACGAGGCCAGAGAUGAAACUGGUCCUUCCUCCUAUGAGCCUCAGGUCAUUAUUAAGGGCGGUCCUAACCGCAACAUCCUGAUGACACGCCACAUACCGGGACUCCAGAUUGGUCAGCUGACCCGCCACGAGAUCGACAUGACAGAGCAUGAGUGGAAGUACGCAGAUGGCAGGUCCAUGACUCGAGAGGACUUCAUGGAUAUUUUGUUCUAUGUGGACUACAUCCUAAUUAAGGCAUCACACGGCAACUUGAUGAGACACAGCCGUAUUUCAGAAAUCAGUCUAACAGUGGCCGAGGAUGGCAGACCAACCAAAGAGAGCGAGAAAGCACAUCAGAUAGAGAAGUGUGAUUGUCCAAUCGGAUACUCUGGACUUUCCUGUGAGGAGUGUGCUGCAGGUUUCUACCGUCUUCGUGCCAGUUCCCUGGCAUCUGCUCCAGCGUCAGGAGCGCCCACCGCUGCCGGCAUGGGCAGUUGUGUUCAGUGCCAAUGCAGUGGGCACUCUUCCACCUGUGACCCUGAGACAUCCAUAUGCCAGAACUGUCAAGACAACACAGAGGGUGAUCGGUGUGAACGCUGCGCUCCGGGAUUCUACGGUGUGGUCCGAGGUUUCCAUGACGACUGCAAACCUUGCGCUUGUCCCCUCACCAACCCAGAGAACAAUUUCAGUCCAACCUGUGUAACUGAGGGAUUUGAUGACUACCGAUGUACUGCCUGUCCUGAGGGAUAUGAGGGCAAAUACUGUGAGAGGUGUGCUACUGGUUACCAUGGUAACCCACGGAUGCCUGGCGGCCGCUGCGAGGAAUGUAAGUGUUCCUUGUGGGGGGCGCUGCCUGGACCAUGUGACCCUGUCACAGGCCAAUGCCGUUGCAGGGUCGGGGCAUCGGGAAAGUCAUGUGACCAGUGCAUGGACAGGCAUGUGUGUGGACCAGCUGGGAUCAUCUCCUGUGAUGAUGAGUGCUCGGGUCUGUUGAUCAGUGAUAUGGACCGCCUGUAUCGCAUCAUCACUGAAGUCACCCUGACCACACCCCUCCCACCACCUUAUAGGGUGUUGUACCGCUUUGAGAACAUGACAGAGGAACUCAAGCACAUGCUGUCACCUCAGAGAGCUCCGGAGAGAUUACUGCAACUGGCCGACUCCAACCUGGGAUCACUGGUCGUUGAGAUGGACCAACUACACAGCAGGGCCACUAAGGUGUCUGCUGACGGAGAGCAGGUUGAGGAUGAUGCUGACAGGAUUCAUAAACGAGCUGAGGACCUGGAGCAGUUCAUCAGGGAUACACUUCUGGGAGCUCAAGACCUCCAGUCGAAAGCUGCCGACUUGAACCAGACUCUCUCGCGGAGAGAUGGAACUCCAGACAGAAGCCUGAAGGAGAUGAAGGAGGAGAUCCAGGCCAUGCUAGCCGAGAUGAGAAAACGACAGCUGGGAGGGAAGAAGAGUAUCGCCGAGGAAGAGAUGGACCUAGCAGAGGAGUUGUAUCAGAAAGUGAAAAGAUUAUUUGGCGACCCCCAUCAGGCCACAGAAGACCUGAAAGCAGAGAUAAAAGAGAAGCUCUCAGACCAUGAGGGAAAGCUCCAGGAGGCCCAGGAUCUACUCUACUCUGCCCAGGGAAAGACCAGGCAGGCUGGCUCACUGGCUGAACAAAACCAUGCUAACCUUACAGCCCUGGAGAGGAAGCUCUCUGCAGUGAGCGGGGUGAAACAGAAAGCACAGGAGGUCCUUGGAGAAGGAGAGCGUUUACUGGGUGAAGCAAACCAGCUUUCUGACAACAUCAACAAGGAGCUAGAGGACUUGGAGGAAAUGGGAAGAGAGCUGGGUCCUCUUCAUGACCAGCUGGGUGACAAAGUCAGUCACCUUACCAACGGUUUAAGUGACGGCAGCCUGGCUAAUCACGUGCACGAUGCAGAGGAACACGCCAAGCAGUUGAACGAAUCUGCUGCCAUUUUGGAUGGUAUUUUGGCUGAAGCUAGAAAUCUCUCCUUCAACGCAACAGCUGCCUUCAAGGCCUAUAGCAACAUUAAAGCAAAUGUCGAUGCAGCGGAGAAAGAGGCGAAGGCAGCCAAACAGAGGGCAAGUGAGGCACUGGCACUGGCUUUAGAUCCAGAGGUCCAAGUAAAGGAAGCAGCGCAAGGUGCCCUUCAGAAGAGCCACAGAUUGCUGGACCAAGCUAAACAACUACAAAAUGAUGUCAAAGAGAAUGCAGAUGGUGUGGCCGGGCUGAAGGGCAGAGUUAAAGCAGCGAGAGACAAAGCCAAAGACCUGCUGAAAGCUGUCAACGGAACCAUGGCAACGCUCAACGCUAUCCCCAAUGACACAGCAGCUAAGCUAGCAGCCACAAAGGCUGUAGCAGCUGAUGCUAACGCCACGGCCAUAGACGUCCUGGAGCGUCUUGGUGAUUUGAACCUGCGAGUUAAAGGCCUACAGAGGAACUACAGCGAGCUGGAGGACACUGUUAAUGCAGCCAAUCAGAUGAUCCAGGACCCAGACAAAAACACCAUCAUCCACGCUGCAGGAGCUAAAGUGAAGGAUUUAGAGGAUGAAGCUGACAGACUGUUGGAGAAGCUGCAGCCAAUCAAAAAGCUGCAGGACAAUUUGAGGCGAAACAUCUCACAAAUCAAGGAACUGAUCAACCAAGCCAGGAAACAAGCUAACUCGAUCAAAGUAUCAGUGUCAUCAGGUGGUGACUGUCUCCGUAGUUACCGACCCGAUAUCAGGAAAGGGAGGUACAACACCAUCAUCCUUCACGUUAAAACCACCACACCUGAUAACCUGCUCUUCUACCUGGGGUCAGCCAAAUAUGUUGAUUUCCUUGCCUUAGAGAUGCGUAAGGGGAAGGUGAAUUUCCUCUGGGAUGUGGGUUCAGGUGUGGGGAGGGUCGAAUAUCCUCAUCACACUAUCCAUGAUGGGAACUGGCACAGAAUAGAGGCGUCUCGUAAUGGGUUGAAUGGCACCAUAUCAGUAUAUCCUCUGGAAGGCUCUAUGGCUGGUAUGAUGCCGACCCCGGCCAGUGCCAACUCGCCCACAGACUACACCAUCUUGGACGUUGACCAGAACGCCUACCUGUUUGUAGGAGGAAUACUCGGCACUGUCAAGAAAGCAGAUGCAGUAAGAACAACAACAUUCACAGGCUGCAUGGGGGAGACCUUUUUGGAUGGUAAACCUAUUGGACUGUGGAACUACAGAGAGAGACACGGAGACUGUAGAGGAUGUGUUGUCAGCCCCCAGCGUUCAGAUGGUGAGGGAACAGUUCAGCUGGAUGGUGAGGGCUACGCCGCAGUGGGACGACCCACCAGGUGGAACCCCAAUGUUUCCACCGUGACCUUCAAGUUCCGCACAUUUUCCUCCGAAUCUCUGCUCAUGUAUUUGGCUACUGAGGAUAUGAAGGACUUUAUGUCCCUGGAGCUGUCGGAGGGCAAGGUGAAGGUGAACUUUGACCUCGGGUCAGGGGUUGGCAGUGCCAUAUCAGCUAACCGCCACAAUGAUGGACAAUGGAAAUCCAUCACCAUGUCACGGAACAAGAAACAAGCCACGGUGAAUGUUGUGGACAUCGACAGCGGUGCCGAGGAGAAGAUAGUGGCCGCAUCUCAGGGCUCAGCUGCCGGUCUGAACCUCAAGGAAAACCAGAAGAUCUAUUUUGGAGGGCUGCCUACCAUUGGAAACUAUAGGUCAGAGGUCACUCUGAAGCGGUAUGCUGGCUGUCUUCGGGAGAUUGAAGUCUCCAGGACUCCAUAUAAUCUCCUCAGCAGUUCAGAUUAUACUGGGGUCACUAAAGGAUGUAAUGUAGAGAACCUGUACACAGUCAGUUUCUCUAAGCCGGGAUACAUGGAGCUCGGUGGCCUGUCGCUGGCGGUCGGCACAGAGAUCAGCCUGUCGUUCAGCACUCUGGCAGACACUGGGACCAUCUUGUUGGCUGUAGGCGGAGCUUCACCAAUCAGCCAACAGGCCCGGAACACAAACAUCCUCAACUCCAAAAGGAAACGCAGACAGUCUGGAGAGCCCUACAUCUCAGUCAUGCUGAACAAAGGCUCUCUGGAGGUCUUGGUGUUUACCGGCAGCCACAGUCCACGUCGUGUCAUCAGACGACCUGAGCAAGGCUUACUGAAUGAUGGGAGGGAGCACUCGCUGCGCAUUGAGAGGUCACCUGGCAGAUCCUUUGCAGUUCAGGUGGACGAGGAGGCAAAAAGGGAGGCAGCGCUUCCCAACGACCAGCCAGUGAGGUUGCAACGUGUCUUUCUCGGUGGUAUUCCUGCAGACGUAGAGCAGACAUCCAACAGAGCCAACAUCCCUUUCCAGGGAUGUAUAUGGAACCUCAUAGUCAACGCUGUUCUCUCAGAUUUCUCCCUGCCUGUGUCCUUUGAGAAUGCUGAAAUUGGACAGUGCCCAAACCUGGCCCCUGCGCCACCUUUACCUCUUCUGCCAGAAGAAGAGGAGCCCAAGAAGGAAAAGGAGGAGUCAAAGCCACUCCGUCCUCCACCGACCCCAACAACCGUUACACCAGCUCCAGGUCCUCCUGCUGAGGCCACGCCCCCUGCUGCACCUGCUGCCACACCCACUGCUGCUGCUGCUGCCCCGCCCACUACUAAACAGGAGCUCAGCGCUGACGUGGAUUCAUGUGCAUCAGCUGUGGCCCCGACAGUGCUGGAGAAGGCCUAUCAAUUUGGACUGACCAGGAACAGCCACAUGAGCUUUGCUUUUGAUGACACCAAAGUCAGAGAGAGGCUAAUAUUGGAGUUUGAGCUGAGGACGAAGGAGGAGUCCGGUCUGGUUCUCUACAUGGCAAGAAUCAACCAUGCUGACUUUGUUUCAAUACAGAUCAAGGACGGGCAGGUCUGUCUGGGUUAUGAUCUUGGUCAUGGAAAUAUAUCUGGCUGCGUCCCCUUCUCCAUUACUGAUGGGAACUGGCACAAGAUACGUGUGAGUCGUAUCAAGCAAAGGGGUCUACUUACGGUUGAUGGGCGAUACAGUAAACAGAUGAUCAGCCCAAAGAAGGCUGACCUGUUAGAUGUGGUGGGAAUGCUAUAUGUGGGUGGAUUACCACAAAACUACACCAGCAAGAGAAUCGGGCCGAUUCUCUACAGUAUCAAUGGAUGUGUCCGUAACUUUAAGAUGGUGGGAGGUCCUGUGAGCACUACAGGUCUCCCUGAGGCCUCCAUUGAGGACUUUAAAUUGAACAUGGACACGCCCACCUCCAGUCACAUGGUAGGAAGAUGCUUCGUUGCCACAGAGACGGGCACCUAUUUUGACGGCACUGGCUUCCUGAAAGCAGUCUCUUCUUACAGAGUGGGUCUGGAUGUGACGAUAGCAUUAGAGUUCAGGACCAGCAGAACCAGUGGAGUGCUUUUGGCCAUCAGUAACCAAGCCACCAAUGGACUGGGACUAGAGAUCGUCGGGGGCAAGCUGCUCUUCCACGUUGACAACGGAGCUGGACGGAUCACAGCGGAGCACGUGCCUGAGGGCGAGGGCUUCUGCGACGGACAGUGGCACUCCGUCAUUGCCAAGAAGCUUCGCCACAGGGUGGAGCUGGUGGUCGACGAGAAGCAGAGCCAAGCAGAGAGUCCCAACGCACGCUCCAACACAUGUGAAACCAACGACCCCAUCUAUGUCGGAGGAUAUCCAGAUGGAGUUCGACAGGCCGCUCUCUCUACCAGCACUUCAUUCAAAGGUUGUUUGAGGAACCUGAAGAUCACCAAGGCUUCCAAGACCAUGGAUGUGCAGUUCAACAAGGCUCUAGAGAUUAAAGGAGUCCAGCCUCUCUCCUGUCCUGCUCUAGCUGCGUAACCGUUAGCAUAGAGCUUCACCUUUGCUGUUUCCCUAUUACAGUACUCCGUCCAGAACCUGCACUGGGCACAAUGUUUAUAUAUCCAUGUGUUGGCCAGGUGCUGAGUCCAAAAAGUAGGUGAUAUGUUUCACAAGAACUCGCUUGUUGGAGCCCAGGUUUCAUUUUUAUCAGGUACAAAUGCAUCAAGUUUCUCUGCUAAACAGCUGUAUCCUGCCAAAUUAGGGAUGCAACAGUCAGGGAGAAGAAACACUGAAUGUUUAAAAUUCAAGAGAAAACUACAGAAAGCAACUAAAAACAACAGGAAAUGAUCUGCUCAAAUUUCAGCCAUAUUACGUCCUGCAGUUUAUCAGUACUGUUAUUGUUAUGCAUUGAAUAUGAAAUAUCCAUAAAAUAUGACUUAGUCAGUGGUCUCUUAAGGAAAAGUUUGGAAACCGCUACUAUAGGGUACUAUAUCUGAGUCGGGCUUAAAUAUGACACACGCCUGUGUGACCUUGAUGCCUCUGUACUUGAUAAAAAGCCAGAUUCCUUGUACGUGUUUACACUUACUUGGCCGUUAAAGCUGUAUCUACAUUGUGCUCUUACUAAAUUAAGAAAAAAGGAAGCAUUCGAUGUCCUUGUGAAAUACAAUUAUCGAUUCUUUCUGCCGAAAUCACAAAAUAAAAACACAAACUCAUCCAGUUUGUAGGGUCACUGACAAGAGUCUCAGUGUAUCAUAUAUUGCCUUUUGUAAAAUACAAAUAUCUAAAUGGCAUGAAAACACCUGUGUUUUGCUCCUGUUUGGGGCUAACAACGUGUUACAAUUUUCAGUAUGAGAACAUGACUUAAUUUACAGUGUAAGGCUCUGGUCAAUAAAUCUUAUCAUGGCUACAAA